AUGGGCCCCGCCGGUAUUAUCUGUCAUAUACUCGCUAUCUUGUGCCUUCUCCCAUGGCGUUCUGCUGUCUCCGCUCUGCAAGAUGUUACUGCCGAGUUGUUCGGGUCGGAAGCCUGGGGAACCGUGGCUGCAUUUGGAGACUUUAAUGCAGAUAAGCAGACCGACAUCUUUCUCAUCAGAUCGAAAAAUCAAUUGAUAAUCUUGUUGGCUGAUGUAAAGACACCCUAUUAUAAGCCAAAACCCAAAGUGGUGCUUCAGCAGAAUGAUCUGGUGAUUACUAAUGUGGUUCCAGGAGACUAUGAUGGUGACUCACAAAUGGAUGUCUUACUUGCUCUUCGAUCUAAGGGUCACAGUGACAACACAAGCAUUGUUAUUUUCUGGGGAAGUAACCAAACAUUGGAUUCAAAACUUUUUACCAGUUUAAAGCACAGCUUUUUGGAUGAACCACUAGUACUGGAUUUUAAUGGUGAUAUGAUACCCGACAUAUUUGGAACCAUCAAAGGGAACACAAAGCCACAGAUAUGCUCAUUGAUUGGAAGAAAUCAAACAUGGUAUUCUGCUUUGGACUCCGAUGUUCAAAUGUAUGUACCUCAUUCUCAUGCUUUCAUUGACCUGAAUAAAGACUUCACUGCAGACUUAUUUCUUACCACUAAAGAGCCUGAUGGAAUUCACUUCGAAAUUUGGGAAAACAAGGAUGGAAAUUUCUCAAAAGCUCCUGCCUCAUAUGACAUGUCAAAGCCUUCAGAUGCCAAGAAAAUUGGACAAUCGGUUUUUGCUGAUUUUGAUGGGGAUGGGCAGCAAGAACAUUUAUUGCCGGUAUGUGCAGAUGAAGACUGCCGUGAAAGCAUCAUUUACCGAAACAUGCCAGGAUCUGAACAGUGGAUUCCUGUAUUGUCCAAUCUGAAGAAUGGCGACACUGUUUGGGGAUUUACUUCACAAGAAUCAACAGCACUGCAACCUUUUCAAUUUCCAAUCACAAUUCACUUAGGGGACUUCAACAUGGAUGGCUUCCCUGAUGCCUUGGCAGUACUGAAGAACAUUUCAGGGAGCAACACGCAAGCUUUUCUACUGGAAAAUGUUCCAUGCAAUGAUGCAAGCUGCAAGCCUGUGGGUCGAAUGUUCAAGGUUCUUUGGGAGCUGUCCGAUUUAAAUGGAAUUAAAAAUGCUGUUGUUGCAACCUUCUUUGACAUUUAUGAAGAUGGUAUCUUGGACUUGCUGGUAUUAAACAAAAAUAAGGAAAAUUCAGAAUUCACCAUCCAUGCUUUGCGAAAUAACUUUGAUGCUGAUGCUUAUUUUGUAAAAGUAAUUGUUCUCAGUGGAUUGUGUUCUAAUGAUUGCCCACAUAAAGUCACUCCGUUUGGUGUGAAUCAGCCUGGGCCAUAUAUCAUGUACACAACUGCAGAUGCAAAUGGGUAUCUUAAAAAUGCAUCAGCUGGACAACUCAGCCAAUCAGCACAUUUUGCACUACAGCUGCCCUAUGUAGUCCUUGGCCUAGGACGUAGUGCAAACUUUCUCGACCAUCUCUAUGUUGGCAUUCCUCGACCUCAAGGAGAAAAGUCUAUAAGAAAACAAGAAUGGACAGCUAUUAUUCCAAAUUCUCAACUUAUAGUCAUUCCAUAUCCUCAUAACUCACCAAAAAGCUGGAGUGCCAAGUUAUAUUUGACGCCCAGUAAUAUUGUAUUACUUACAGCUAUAGCCUUAAUUGGAGUCUGUGUUUUCAUUUUGGCUAUAAUCGGCAUUUUACACUGGCAGGAGAAGAAGGCAGAUGACCGAGAGAAACGCCAAGAAGCACACAGAUUUCAUUUUGAUGCCAUGUGAAAUGCUGUGGUUUCUAAGAGACAAAUGCCAAGUGUUAGAUCUGAAAUAUAACUCCUAGCAAAAAAGAUGACUGUUUAAUGUUGAAUUGUACAUAGUCUAACUGCUUCCUGGAUUUCUUUAGAGGUCCAAUUUAUGGUUUUUGGGUAGUGAUUGCAAAAUAACUUGAGCUGUAUAUUUUGGGGAGUUAAGAAACACUGAAAAAUAAAUUAUGUAUUUCAUUGUGUCACUGCAUGCGUUUUCAAAAGUUUGUUUUCUAAACAUGGUGAAUCUUUCUGAUGUUAUUAAUGUGGCUCAUCAGCUGUGAAAUGUCUAAAAUAAAUGGUCUCUGUGGGAAAAUA
Messenger RNA from Chiloscyllium plagiosum (whitespotted bambooshark), 2156 nucleotides. It is a transcript of the gene itfg1, whose product is annotated as integrin alpha FG-GAP repeat containing 1. The record is from RefSeq and is a predicted model, not a curated record. Gene Ontology annotation, cellular component: plasma membrane. Lineage: Eukaryota; Metazoa; Chordata; Chondrichthyes; Orectolobiformes; Hemiscylliidae.